UAGAAAUUUUCUCGAUCCUUGAGGCAACCCAGGCAAAAGUUGUACGCCCGUAAAUGAGAUUGGAUUUCUCUAUCCAAAAAAUCGCCUUUGUAAUGGCUCUCCCGUAUCGGAAUCCGUUUCGGGGCAUUGUUUAUCUCGACAGCCGUGCGAAGACACUCAAGAAUCGCUCGAAGGCGCUUGUUUAAAGUGUGAAAAUUGUGCGAGCAAUUUUGUCCGGGACCGAACUGAUAUGAAGACAAAAAUGGCGUCUGGUAGUGCAUCAUCGAUGGAAAAAAAAUACUGGUGUUGAAAAUAAGGAUUUGCCAAAGGCUAGUGCUCUCCUGUGCAAGGCGCAGUUUAUGGAAAGUUAAAUGUGGGGGGAACAUUGGUGAACACAAGUGUUUGAAACUGAAACGAUUUCUUGGUUAUCAGUGUUAAUAUCCGGUAAUUGUCGGCGAGUGUCAAACAAAAAUAAAUCAUAAAACUUGUACGAUUGGGCAAACAAAAGUGUAUUGAACUUUGUUUUUGUUGACAAUCGAGAGGUGAUUUAAAAACAAUUGGAGACCGGUUGCGAAUUUGGUCUCCGAGCUAGAGAGCGGGAUGUCCAGUUCGGUGUUCAAGAUCUAUCCAUCGUCAUCCGACUCGAACAGGGAGGAAGAACCAGCGCUUCAGGCUGACGGAGAAGCUUCAUCGGUUCCGCCGGAAGCCGUCGGAACGUCCGUGGAUGAUCGCCUGAAGAUCGAUUCCAAUCUGGUGAUUGUCGUCGGGAAAGAUGGGAGUGUGCAUGUCGAUCAGAAAACGCUGCACAGUUUACUAGCAAACGAAACUACGGAUACCUCUGUGAGCGUAGUACGCAUAACUUCCCCGACUCCCAGCAUCGAGGAAGAAAUCGAGGAAGAGCGUCGGUUGCUGCAGGAACAAAAACUGGAACAGGAACUGGAAUCUCUUACCGGGGAAGACUCGGAUAAUUCACCAGAGUCUUCCAACGCUGCAUCGUCAUCCGCUGCUGGCAGUGGAACCGGCAAGAGCGACUCGGCGUCCGGUGCUACUUCCGCACCUAGCGCUGCAGGUCCCGCAGGAGUGGUCACCAGACGGUCUAAAACGGUUGGUAAAAAAGACGAUGUCCUUUUGGAUGGCGAUGAAACUCCUCACGUAAGCUUGAUGGUAGAAGGUUUCUAUCCACCGGCAGAAGCUAAGAAAUUUGCGUCGGAAAUUUUAACGUUAGCAGGAUUGCAAAAACCGCUAAGCGUUGAAACGGCGAUCGAUUACGAGUUCCAACGGUAUGUGAUUGCUAAUGAUCACUGCUAUACACCGUUGACUUCACCGAGCCAAAAGUUGCCACCCAGACCAUAUUACGAACAGAUAGAUUCUCCUACAAGAGAGGUAAAAUCUAGUGAUCACAUUCGAGAGGCAGCCACCGUUCAAUCUAUUGACGAAGGGCAUACCGGAACUGGUAGGAAGAGAACGUCCAGUAAGGUUCCAACCCCUACUCCGACUACAAGCAGUUCCCGCCGAAGAAAAUCUACUUUCCAAAGGGAAGAACGCAGCGAUGCUGCAGAACUGCAGAGUAUUCUAGAAGGCACUGACUCUGAGUACUCGGAAGAAAGCUCAUUUCCAGAGGAUGAUGAUAGCGACAGUGAUUUCGAUUUCAGUAUUACUGGAAAACAAUCAAAAAAGAGAAAAUCUGGAUCAAAGAGCAAAUCUGGCUUGAAGAUAGCCACUAAGAGAGAUGAAUUCCAUGAAAUUAAGGAGGCUAGAAAGAAGACACCGAAAGUUGCCAAGAAACCAGAAGUGAAAGUGGUUACACCGGUUGGUCCUGUCAACAAGCAAAUAACGCCGAAAACCUACGGUCCGAAACGCGAUUUAAGUAAACAGAUAGAGUUAUCAGCUUCGGCUGCUCCUGUCGCACCCGUCGUUGUGACUGCCAUCCCCUCUACAACGAUAACCACACCCGUUGCCAUUGCUACACCAGUUAUCAAGAAAGAUAAGAAACCGAUAAAACCUGCUCCUCAUGUUGAAGCCCUUUUCAGUGAUAUGACGUCAUUGUUUUCAACACCUGACAUUAUCAAAAAGGUUGGCACGAAUCGACCCAAUCAGCCAACUUCCCUAGCUUCGGUAUCAUCGUCUAUGCCAACAAGCAGUUCAUCGAAUAUUCAACGUGGGUUCAUACAACUAUCACCAGUAAUUGUGAAAGGCACGCAGAAAGUGCCGCCUCAAAUCUCAAUUCAAACGCAUACCACCACUGCCGAGGAUAAACAACUUGAUUUGAUUGAUUCUCUCGUUCAGCAAGAAAUGGCUCAGGUCGACAUGAAACAGGCUCAGCCACCGCAACUGAACGAGGAUAUUGUAAAAAUAUUGGAAAAUAACUUACCACCUGGAGGAGUCCCCGAGUCGGGCCUGCCUAUUACUGACAACAGUAUUCUGGCCGCGCUCGGCUCCAGUGACGAUGGGCUUCCGGAGGAUCUCUUGCAACAUGUUGCAGAGCUGGCCGAAAACAAGGAACUCCAGGAAAUACUAGACAAGCAAGUACUCGGAGUUAUCGGAACUGAUCCAAUUGCAAGUUCAUCAAUUCCGCUGGCCAUGCCAUCUACUUCGACGACCGUGAUGCCAAUUUCCUCCAAUACCCAGCAGGUACAAAUAAUAAAUCAAACCAACCUAUCGCAGAUCAAACGUCCCAAUCCUGAAUCUCUUCCAACGAUGACCGUUAAGGAACAGCUGAUGCCUCGGAAGGAAGCCAUUCAAAUUCGACGCAGUGAUGGUCGAGUUAUUACUUUGCCUCCAAUCGAAGCGCCUGCCACGCGCUCGGCGAAACGACGUGCGCAAACAGGUCCUAGUUCAAGUUCGCCAUCAUCUGUAACUGUAACAGCAACGGUUGUAGCUUCAUCAACUACGGCACAUCACGGAAACCCUUCACCUUUAGCUGGUCAUCCUGUGUCGAAGAUUUCCAAACAUUUAGUGAAGCCAACCAGUGCCGCUGCUGUGCUUUACGAUGACGGAACCGGUAGCUUGUUAAUCGAUGAGAACAGAGGAAAGGGUAAUCGAAGCGGUACAUCGAGCAGAAGAACUUCGGAAUCUUCGUCGACUUCUGCGGGUACCCGGGGCAAACGAGCCAGUACAACAGCUGUUGCUGCUGCCGUUGCCGCUGCAGCUGAUGACGAUCUUGAAUCGGAUGAGAGCUGGAACUCGGAAGAUGAUCCGGAUAGACUGUGGUGCAUUUGUAAACAGCCGCACAAUAAUCGCUUUAUGAUCUGUUGUGACAUCUGCGAGGAUUGGUUCCACGGAAAGUGUGUCAACAUUACCAAAGCUAUGGGCCAACAGAUGGAAGAGGAUGGCAUCGAGUGGACUUGUCCAAACUGCCUGAAGAUGAAGCAAGAAAAACAACAACCAAAAAUGACGGAAUUUUUGGUAUCCAGUAGUAGCACUACUAGCGUCGAGGGUCCAACGGUGACUCAGGCAGUAGCACAUAAAGUGGCUACUGUUACCGCUUGCGUGGUUUGCGGUAAAGCUGCUCGAGCUAGUUCGGUAUAUUGCAGCGAUGAUUGCAUCCGCAAACAUGCAGGCUUGGCUCACGGUUCAACACAAAGCUCUCCGGUGGUUGCCACAAAAGCAGUAACAGCACCGUCAACUUCUGCGUCUCAGGUUACGAUUAAGGAAAAACCCAAGGAGCAAACUGUUUCGGCGAGCAAUAAACCCUCACACCCGCCUGUUGUGAUAAGAACGAACGUAAAAGUUGGUCCGAUUAUCGUUAUGGAGCGCACAACUGGUCGCUGUCUCACGGGCAAAAAUGCACCAACAGCGGAGAAUCUUCAACCAUGGCUGCUGAGUAAUCCGACAUUCGAACUCGUGCCACCCGGAAGCCCACAGGCUGUCAUUAUCCUCACCAAGCAGCAAAUGGCUAUGGAAGCUCAAAAGAAAGCCGCAGCUGCCAGUCACGGAGCAAAAGUACAAACACAACUGAGGUUAAGUGAACAGAAAAAACUGACUCUAGUUAACCCCGGUAUGCAACAGAAACAACAGCAGCAAAAUCAGUCCAAAGUGAUACAAGUAAAAAGCACAUCGAAAACAUCUACGAUAACCACGCCUAUUUCGAAGGGAAGUCCGGUUGGUACUCAUACUCCGAAAACACCAGUGGCCACAGCGAGGGUGGCAUCGAGUAGUCCAACAUUAACUGGCAGCUCAAUCAAGCAGCCGAAAAAGAUCACUCCUGAACCGAAGGUCGCUGCCAAAUCAACCUCGGGACCACCGGCAGGUGAAAAUAUCCGAGUUACUGUGAAGAAAACACUCAAGGAACAUCUCAUGCAGCGUACCAAUGAGCAAUGUGGCAAGGAUUCUCCUCGACUAAAUGACCAUGAGCUUGAUAAAUUUGCCGGAGCGAUUGAGGAGGAAAUGUUUGCGCUCUUCAACAAGGACACCGGUGCUAAGUAUCGUGCAAAAUAUCGCUCCCUGGUGUUCAACAUCAAGGACCGCAAGAAUCUGUCGCUUUUCCAGAAGAUUUGUGAGAAACGGAUCGAGGCGAAACAGUUGGUUCGCAUGACAGCCGAAGAGCUUGCCAGCCAGGAGCUGGCGCAGUGGCGUGAAAACGAGAACAAACACCAGCUGGAAAUGAUCAAGAAAUCGGAGCUGGAUCUGUUGGCGUGUGCGAAAAGUUACGUUCUUAAAACGCACAAGGGCGAAGAAGUUAUUGAAGGCAAAAAAGAUGAUCGCGUCCGGUUGGAUCCGAUGACCUCGGUAGAGGAUGUGGUGGCUGUGUUGAACAAUUCGACCGUUUCGAGUACUAGUGAGCUGGACAGUACACUGUCUCCAUCAAAGGAUGCCAGCAUUCGAUCAAAAGAUUUAGAUUUUGGAAGUUAUGGUAAAUACUCCGCGUCUGGGUCAUAUGGAAGUGGUUCGGCAACGGUUACAGGUGCAAGCGGAGGGGCAACCUCGGGAAGUGGAGUAUCUGCAUCUUCAGCUUCUACAUCGCUAUCUUCAUCGAAAAAGAAGGAAAAUAGAAGAAGCCGCAGCAGAAGUAGUAGCCGAGGUAGACACAGGGACAGAUCUAGGAGCAGGUCGAAACAUAAGCGACGACGAAGUAGGAGCCACGAUAGACACGGCAGUCGAGAGCGUGAUCGUGAUCGGGAUCGUGGCCGCGAAAGAGAACGAUCUCGACAUCGUGACCACAAAUCGGAACAUCGAUCGGACCACAAAAAGCAUGAACCAAAAGAAUUUCGUGAUAAAGAGAGAGAUAGAGAGAGGGUAACAGGUGAUGGCUCCAAAGAUGUGGAAGGGGUUGCUCUGGAGAAGGAUAAAAACGAAGCUCUUGGCAAAGCAGUUGAAGUGAAAAAACUAUCCAAGAAGAUGGACAACAGAUCAUUGCAAUUGGAGAGCUUUAAUUUGGUUGAUCAAAUUUUGGCCUCUGCCGAUGGCAGUGAUGGAAGAAAGGUGGAUGAUUCAUCGGGAAGAAGUGAAAAUGUCGAAUCCAAACAGCGUAAAACUUCUCCAGUUACGGUGGCAGCUACUGAGCAGGAUCAGGAACCUACCAGUACGGUGACGAUUCCAACGCCUCCCCAUUCCACCAGUUUCGAUAGCGAAUCCCCAAAAGCAGAUUUUAUCUCCAACAUCCCUAGCGACGUUUCCGAGGAGAUUCGUAAAAAAGCUUUGUAUGUACAUUGGACCGGAAACGUUCACAUGAUUGACCUAGCAACGGUCGAAAUGUCUAUGCGAUCUGUAAGUGGUGAUAUCGAAGAUAUCGCAAAAGAUUUUUCAGAAGAUCUCACUAUUUGUGGAACCAUUAAGCCGGAAAUCGUUUGGGAGUACAUUGGUCAGAUUAGAAAGAGCCCAAACAAGGAAGUUUGCUUGGUGCGGCUUCAUUCAAACGAAAGUUCCGCUUACUACACUCUUUAUUCUCAUUUGCUCACGCGAAAGCGAUACAGUGUUAUCAAGUCGCCCUCUUCAUCCAUCAAAGACUUCUACAUUUUCCCCUUGCCAGCCGAGCAAAUGAUCCCGAUGAUAUUGAAACCCCUGCGUGGUGUUGGUAUUAUUGAAGGAGAUAAAAAACCUGACCUAUUGCUGGGAAUUAUAGUGAAGAUUCAAAGCCAGCGUUUAGGAUCAUCACCUGUUACAAAAGGGUCUACUUCAACUAAGACGUCACGUCGAAGCACGAAAACAAGUACAAGUGUUGGUAGUUCUACAGCAGUUUCCCCAUCUUUUGCAUUGAUGCAGCAAGUCAUCACUAAAUAUGCCACCGUGAACAAAAAAGCUGUCGUCGAAUCUUCGAGCGGCACACCUCCACGUGUUAAGAGUCCGGUAGUGCAGGAAAAAGUUCCGGCAGCUUCGAGUAAAAAAGCUACUGCUGAUGUUAGUAGUGUUGUGACCUCGAAAAAGCGUCGUUCGGAAUCAGAAUCUCCUGAACAAAUAGAUAUGGAAAUUAUCAAGGCUCCAGUUUCGGUUAAAGCCGCACCGAAAGAUUCGCUGACAGCGGUGGUAAUCGACGACGACGACGACGAGGAACCGUAUUCUCCAGGCGGUGGUAGCGACGACAGCGAUAAUUUUGCUGACGUUACGGCCAUAGUAGAGAGCAAGUCGAAAUCGGUCGUCGAUCCAGAGUCAGAGCGAAUUCGUAUAGAAAUGGAGGAAAUCAACAGAAAGAUUGCAGAGGAAAAGAACGAAAUUGUAGGCAUCAUCAGUAAAGCCGAAUUAAAGGAGGAUGAGAUCAAAUCGACCCUACCUCCAUCGUUAAUCACCGAUAUAUCGAUUCCUUCGAAUUUGUCGGAAAUACUGGCUAGUAUUAAUAAGGCCGUUCCCCCAGCUGCUGAAAUUCCAGCAAAGGCAGCGGCUACUGAGCAAGCAAUAGAAAAAUCAGCAACUUCCCGUGUUGAAAACAACGACGAUGACGACGAAGACGAAUACAUCCCAUCGGCGCCAUCGUUCUAUUCCAGUUACAAAUCAAACUAUGCUGGUUAUAGUAGUACAGCGCCAUCUGUACCGGUUCACCAUGCAAAAUCAUCUUCAUCUGACAGCAAAUUGUCGAAACUAACCGACGAAGAGCUGCUCCGAAUGGUACCGGACGUGAGUUAUUUGCAGCCCCCUGUUACUCAUAGCAAGUCAACGUUGGGCACCAGUGACGGUGCACCAGAAGCAAAAAAAUCCAAGUGGGAAUCCAGUGAGCCUCCGCCACCAGGCAUGGAGGAUGAAGCAGACAUCGUUUAGUCGCUACCGGGUAUAUGGUAUGAUCUAAAUUGUACGUUAGAGCAGCAAAAAACGAAAUCUUGUGGAGAUUGAUUUUAAAAAUUAACUCUUUAAAUCGCUUUAACAUUCAUGAUGACAUGUGCAAAUAAAGUACGAAGUAGUUCACUUGUGUUAGCAGUAGUAAUCGCUUUAAAUUAUUGAACUUUGUAGAAAUUAGCAAAGUAUAAUAUCCUAGCAAAGUAUGACUAGUUUAAGUAAGGCAUAAACAAGUUUAAGUCUGAUCAGUUCUACUUAUAUUUCAAAAGUUUCUUUUUUCUUUUGUUUAUAGUUUGAGAAUCAACUUAAGGCUAACGUUAUGACGUCCGAUCGUGGAUGAAGAGUUCAUCUUUCGAUUUCAUUCAAACACUUUUCAACGUUAGAAGGCUCCUGUUUAGACUUUAUUGCUAUCCCCUAGCAGAUAGUGCACCAAUCUGUUAUGAUUGUAUUGUAUAGAUAACAAUCUAAUUUUUGAGAAAGCAUUGUUUAAGCGCAUUUAUCUAGAAUAAUAUAGCAUAAAUGCGGACCUACAGAUAAAAUUCAAGUUUGGAACUUGCAUAUGAAAUUGAUGGUUCGAAAGCAACAGUGUAAAAACAGCUAAAGUUAACUCUUAUGUACAAAUUUGAUUCAAAAAAGUGUCGUAAAUGGUCACUUAUGCUUGGUCCAUAUAUUUCUUGUGUAUUGGAUAAUCGAAAGUAAAAAUGUAUUAAAACGCUUAAA
Molecule: messenger RNA, 7902 nt
Organism: Wyeomyia smithii (pitcher-plant mosquito)
Lineage: Eukaryota; Metazoa; Arthropoda; Insecta; Diptera; Culicidae
Product: death-inducer obliterator 1-like
Exons: 9
Coding region: 580-7167 (2195 amino acids)
Biological process (GO): DNA-templated transcription
Cellular component (GO): nucleus
Molecular function (GO): protein binding
Source: RefSeq, a predicted model, not a curated record